This is a messenger RNA of Nicotiana tabacum (common tobacco), 2575 nucleotides long. RefSeq lists its product as hypothetical. The record is from RefSeq and is a predicted model, not a curated record. Lineage: Eukaryota; Viridiplantae; Streptophyta; Magnoliopsida; Solanales; Solanaceae.
AAAAAGAAGCUGUCCCAUUCUCGUUUCUCUGUCUUCUCAGUUAUUGCUCUCUUCUUAGUCAACCUUUUCUCAAGAAAAGCAAAAGCUUUCCCAAAGAUAAAUAUUUUUCUUAGCAUACUUCUAUGUUUUGAUCUCCCACAGAACAAAACAUACACUGCUGUUUUUGAACUGUUCAAGUCCUUUCUUGGAGUGUGGUUUAAGUGUUUUAAUUUUUUCUGUUUUCUAAUUUUUGUGAUUUAAAUUAAGAAAAAUGUUUGGGAGGGAGUGUUGCAGCUGGGAUAGUGUAUGUGAUUACUACAAUGUUGAACCACAGCGUUUUGAUUUGCCUUCACCCCUUCCACAAUGGCCUCAAGGUAAAGGAUUUGCUACAGGAAAAAUAUGCCUAGGUGAAAUUGAAGCUGUUCAAAUCACAAAGUUUAAGAAAAUUUGGGGUUGUAGCCCAUUGUUUGGAAAAUCAAAAUCAGUCUCAUUCUAUAAACCAGAUGAAAUUCCACAAGGAUUUUCAAUUCUUGGCCACUACUGUCAGCCAGAUGGUGAGAACAUAACAGGCUGUAUUCUUGCAGUCAAAGAUUUAUCUGAUGAUCAGAAGCAAAAAAUUUCAUUUCGAGAUUCGACUUCCAAGCUUCCUGCUCUUAAAAAGCCAUUGAACUACACUUUAGUGUAUAGCGCGAACUCCCUUUAUAAUGAAACUGGUUACAUUUGGCUUCCUAAUGCACCAGUUGGUUAUAAACCAAUGGGCUUUGUGGCUACUGCUGAACCUAAUGAACCAAAUCUUGAAGAAGUUAAAUGUGUCCGCGCUGAUCUUACAGAAAGUUGUGAGGCUUGUGAAGUUGUUUUUAGUUCAAAUUCUCUUUUUCCAAAGAACCAAUUUCAAGUUUGGAAAACAAGACCCUGCGCGAGGGGCAUGUUGUGUAAAGGGGUUUCGGUUGGGACAUUCUUUUGCAGUACAAGCUUCACUAAAGGAGAUGAACUCAACAUUGCAUGUUUGAAAAAUCUUGAUUCAUCUCUAAAGGCAAUGCCCAAUCUUGAGCAGGUUCAUGCACUUAUUAAGCACUAUGGACCAACUGUUUACUUCCAUCCAGAUGAAAUUUAUUUGCCCUCAUCAGUUCAAUGGUUCUUCAAAAAUGGAGCGCUUCUAUUUAAAGAUCGGAAGGACAAUGGUAUAGCGAUCGACUCUAAAGGCUCAAACUUGCCAGCUGGAGGACAAAAUGAUGGUAAAUAUUGGCUUGAUUUGCCGAAUAAAGAUGUUGAAAAUAGGCACACUGUCAAAUGUGGUAAUAUUGAGACCGCGGAGCUCUAUGUGCAUGUUAAACCGGCUGAAGGAGGAACGUUUACUGAUAUUGCAAUGUGGAUUUUUUGCCCCUUUAAUGGACCGGCCACCCUUAAAAUAAGUUUGUUGAAUCUAGCCAUGAAUAGAGUAGGCGAGCACGUUGGUGAUUGGGAGCAUUACACUCUUCGUAUUAGCAACUUUUCAGGGGAGCUCUGGUGUGUCUAUUUCAGUGAGCAUAGUGGUGGUGAAUGGGUUGAUGCUCGUGACUUGGAGUUCAUCGAUGGGAACAAGCCAAUUGUAUAUGCAUCAAGAAAUGGACACGCGAGUUUCCCACAUCCUGGCUGUUACCUUCAAGGCAUUACAAAGAUUGGUAUCGGAGUGAGGAACGAUUGUGCAAGAAGCAAAUACUAUAUUGACUCGAGCAGUAAAUAUCAAAUUACCGCCGCUGAGUAUCUUGGAGAAGGAAUUGUUGCAGAACCGCCUUGGCUAGAGUACAUGAGGGAAUGGGGUCCAACCAUUGAAUACAAAUCAGGAUAUGAAGUUGACAAGAUAAUCAACCACCUUCCUUCUUUUUUUAGAAUUUCAGUGGAGAGUCUUGUUGAGCUAUUUCCAACUGAACUUUAUGGUGAAGCAGGGCCAACAGGACCAAAGGAAAAGAAUAACUGGUUUGGAGAUGAAAGGUGGUAGGUAAAGGCGAAUCCAGGAUCUAAAAUCAAUAAGUUCAAAACAAGUAUGGUCUUAUCAUAUGAACACAUUUUAAUUUUUGUUGCAUAUGUAUACAUGCUUCGAGCAAAAAACAAUAGGUUCAUUUGAACUCUCGGAUCCACCUCUAGUGGAAGGUCUUUCAGUGGUGGUUUUGGAAUUCUUAGAAUUGCUCAAUGUUGUGCAUGAGUUGAGCAGCUAUUUGUAUUAUGUUCAAUCCCCAGUAUUUCUUGUAUAUGGAGAGGAGGAAGCUAUUAUAAGCAGUACAAAGUUAAGGUUCAAGUGAAGAACCAUUCUUUGUCAGUUAUAUUUAAGUCCAAGCCAGUAUGAUUGACAUUGGUUGAUGAUCAAGUCCAACUGCUUUGCAACUGUAACAGCAGUUAUAAAUGUAUAUGGUUCCUGCAUUAGUUUGUAGGUUGUAUUAUGUGCAAAAACCAAGAGAUUUAGAAGGCAAAGUGGGGGAAAAGCAGGAAGGCUUGAAACUGUGAGAGAAUGUAAAAUUAGACUGUUAUUGCUCUUUGUGUGAAAUUAAAACUCUUGAAACCCUUUAUGUCCAAUAGAUAUUUUCAAGCUUUUACAACUGGUUUGAAUGGUUGUUGCCUA